Messenger RNA from Mycosarcoma maydis (corn smut), 1647 nucleotides. RefSeq lists its product as uncharacterized. The transcript has a single exon. Lineage: Eukaryota; Fungi; Basidiomycota; Ustilaginomycetes; Ustilaginales. Gene Ontology annotation, biological process: carbohydrate metabolic process. Bases 1 to 1647 code for a protein of 548 amino acids. The record is from RefSeq and is a predicted model, not a curated record.
AUGAAGUCUACCACGGUAUUCUCGUUGCUCUCUAUCGUCCUCGCUGGUGUAGCUAGCGCGCAUGGUGGCGACCUUCUCAACCAAGGCUGCCAGCCCAUCGUAAAGCGCUCCUUGGGCGUACAAAAGAGGCAGCUUCAGUCUGGCGGCGAGGGCCAGUCCGUGACCGCUGGUGGUGGCGCUUCCGCUGCUCGAUACAGCUGCGACCCCAACUCCUGCAAGUUGCCCAGGUGUCACUGCGCCGACACAAACCCUCCUGGUGGCCUCGACCCCAAAGACGUGCCUCAGUUCAUUGUCUUCACCGCCGACGAUGCCGUGCAGGACUACACGAUCAACUCGAUCAACCAAUUCCUCGCACAGCGCAAGAACCCCAACGGCUGCGCACCACUCAUGUCGUACUUUGUCUCGCUCAAUUACACCAAUUACGCUCAAGUCACCGAGCUCUAUGUCAACGGCAACGAUAUUGGCGAUCACACUAUGACUCACCAGGAGCAGCCCGCUACCAACGCCGAAAUCGACGGCAAUCUCAUCACGCUCAAUGCACUUGCAGGUAUCCCGUACAAGUCGAUUAUCGGCUACCGUGCGCCCUUCCUCAACUACAGUCGUGCCAACCUCGAGCACUUGGCCAGCACUGGAUUCACUUAUGACUCGAGUUCGACCGCCUCUGUGCCUGUUACAGACCCCAACACGGACGCUUUCUGGCCCUACACGCUCGAUAACGGUAUGGCCAACGAUUGCAACUCGGUCGCCAAUAUUUGCGGUGGACAGCCUAAGCUGCCCGGCUUCUGGGAGAUUCCGAUGUAUGCCAUCUUUGACGAGCGUGGAGCUGCGGGUGCCCAUCUCAUGGACCCUUGGCUCGACGCUGCCAACGCUUCCGACGUGCUUUCCUGGAUGAAGAACACUUUCACCGAUCAUUACAAUGGCAAGAGACAGCCGUUCGGUAUCUACACGCACCCGAUCCAUCUCGCCACUGGCUAUCCCGGUCUCAAGGAUCCGGUCGACCAGAUCAACAUGCUCAACGAGUUCCUCGACUGGGCUACCACUUCCGCCAACAUGCAAAACGUGUGGAUUAUCAGCAACAAGCAGCUGAUUGCGUGGAUGCAGAACCCGGUACCCGCGAGCCAGCUCAACACGCUCGACGCGUUCAAGUGCCAGACGCCCAACGUUCAGCAGCACAUUUGCAAUGGGUUCAAGGCCAACAACGACCUGCUGCAGCACUGCAUUUCCAACACAGCCGGCGAUCCGCUCAACAACUCGCCAUUCUACACGUGCUACGGCUGUCCCGUCACGACGCCAUCGCCUCAGCAGCCCAACCCGCCUCAGAAGAACAAUGACAACACGGUUCGCACGCGCAUCCCCAAUAAUUGUGACACUCCCUUCUGGGACCCCGUCGCUGCCAAGUGUCUGUGCACCGGUUCUACUUGUGCGUUUGACGACUCGACGCGCCCCAUUGGCCCGAACGGCUCGAACCUGACUUCGACCGGUUCGCAGAACACAGGUUCUCCGGCUGGUUCGUCGCCGAGUGCCAGCUCGGACCCCUACAGGACGUUCGGCAGCGGUGCCGGCCGUCUGUCGUCGUCGAGCUUGAUUGGCUGGACCGUGUCUGUUGUGGUAGCUGCUGUGGGCGGUGCUAUGAUGGUCUUUAUCUAA